Molecule: messenger RNA, 1873 nt
Organism: Fundulus heteroclitus (mummichog)
Lineage: Eukaryota; Metazoa; Chordata; Actinopteri; Cyprinodontiformes; Fundulidae
Product: protein gar2
Exons: 4
Coding region: 651-1286 (211 amino acids)
Cellular component (GO): plasma membrane
Source: RefSeq, a predicted model, not a curated record
GAAAACCCAGACUGAACAGGAAAUACGGCGUUCAAAUUGAAAAGUCUUUUUUCAACAUGUCCUUCAACGCUACCUGCACCUGUUCUGCCAACUGGUACUGACGCAAGUCUUCCUUCGAACAGAAAAGAAAAGACAAAAAAAAAAAAAAAAUCACAAAAACAAGUUCCUCUUUCUAUAAAUGUUUGUGUGCUUUUUCACAUCUAUGCUUUCCACCACACCCUCUGCAAAUUUGACUUUAAUCUGUGCUUGCAUUCCUUCCACCAGUCUCCACCUACCCUCUUCUUUUUUUCACAUCAUAUCAUGCAUCACUCCCCCCCCUGCUCUCGCUCUCAUCUGCAUGUAUCGUUUGACAUUUUUCAAACACCCUUACUGACAUCUAAGCUUGGUCCCAGUGUCAGCCCUCAGUCUUUGGCGCCACAAACUGUCGAGAUAUCUCUACUCAACAACUUUGGCUCUAAAUGUAAACAUACUGAUGGACCUUCGGAUGACAGCUUCCAGGUUCCCUUGAAAGUACCCGGAGUUUUUGACUGCACAGUUCAGCUGAAACUAAGACAUUUGAGACCCUUUUUUUUUUACAGACAACAGAAGGCUUAACACAAAGAAACCACAGAUACAGCUAACAAAGUCUUUCAUACAAACAUUUUGACAACAUGCAAGGGAAAAUGGCCCCCUCCGAUAAAACAGUGCUGGUUCUUUUUUUCACCCUGGUGAUCCUAAUUGCGCUGCUGGUUUUCCUGUACAAGAAAUUGAACAAGGAGGCAAACAACGAAUAUACAAUCCGACAGAUAGUAUACAAGGAAGGCGGGGUCAGGGACCGGGUGAGAGGCGUAGCGCUGACCGCGGAAAGACAUCUCGGCAUCCAGCUGUGGCCUCAGAGUGACGAGGACGAGGAAGAGAUGCAGGAAGUACAGGAUGAGGAGAGAGAUGUGGAGGCUGGAGAUAGCCAGCAGGGGAGUGACGGAAGUGACACGGAUGGAGAAGAUGAAGAAGAGGAAGAUAGCAUGGACCGCAGCGGCAGCACGAAGGAGAAAGACGGGAAUAGCUCAUGUGGGGAGAGUUCAGGGGCAGGGGAGGAAGAUAGGCUGAUGAGCGAUAAACCAGAGGAGAAGGAGGAGGUGGCGAGCCAAAGUGAGGAAAAGCAGGAAAAGGAGGUAAAAGAAGAAGGUAAAGCGGAAGCAAGCGGUGGGACUGGACUGUUGAUAGACCUAAAGCAGUUCUCUGGGAGUGCGAUCUGGUCAGAGGAGGGAGGAGGUGAGGGUCAGGGCGCCGAUGUGACUGCACUGUGAAAAGACAAGCAGGAUUUGUAAAACAGGGAGGUGUGGAAAGUGGUGUUGUACAACGGAGGGAAGACCGCAAGUCAGGGAGAAAACCAAAGUAUUGGAAAAUAGAAAUAAACAUUGAAGACAGCAUCAACAAACUCAUCCAAAUCAGUUACACCUUUUGGCCUUAAUGCCUUUGGUGUGGAGGAAUCAGAAAAGCAACAUGGCGGCUGAAUGAAGCUCUUAUAAAUAUGCAUUUGAAUGUCCCUUGUAAAGUUUGUCCUCUUGGACUUUAACAUGUUUUAAUGCUUCAAAUGUUUAUUGCAAUUUAUAUAAAAAUGGAAAACCAAAAUAUAUUGUAUUUUUAUUUUGUUUUGUCACUGUUUUUUUGUUGAAAGAGUAAGCAGCUACUGAGAAGGUAAAUACUCAGCAAUAAUUGAAAGGCUUUUUGUUGCUGUAUUGUCAGGGAAGCAACAUUGUCGAGACAAGGUAUAAACAUGUCCAACAUGGCUGUGUCAUAUGAUGCUCAUGAUGUGAAUAAUGCAACAACACAAAAUAAACUAUACCUUUAAUUUGUUUUAUUUCAUAGUUGUAUUCUUUUUUAAUAAAAAUGU